AUGGCAUUCCCACAGAUGAAAAAAAGGUUUUCAUUGUUUAGUUCACCUCCUUUAGCACCACAAAUUUUAAGUAAUGCAUCAUCAUUAUUAACCACACCACAAGAAAUACGUGAGGAUAAUAAACCUACAUCUGAUGAGAUUCGUAAAUCAUUUGAAAAUUUAGAAAAACUUGUUUUGACCGCGGAUGAAUAUAGAGAUUGUGUGAACAAAUUAAGUAAAAUUUCCAAAAAUUUCAGUAAAUGUUUAAAAGAUUAUGGUAAUUGUAAAGGGAUUGAUAAAUCUUAUGCGCAAUUUUACGAGAAUCACGCAGAAGUACAAGCCAAACUGUACAAAGCUUUGCAAAAAGAAUUCGAAAUUCUACAAAGAUUCUGGGAUAAAUAUUCAAAGAAAGUUGCAAAAUAUGUCGCUUCGUUGACAUCCAUAAGUACAGACGUUGCACGGUUACGAGCAGAAUAUGCAGAGGAAGAGAUGAGACGAGAGAAGCAUACUCAUUCUGUGAUAUCGCAAAUUAUUUGCAGAUUUACUGAAGGUCAAUUCGCUUCAUUUAAUGAUUCAUUGAAGAAGUGUGAACCGAGUAUUACCAAGGUGAAAGAAUGGACGCCUUUUGCCGGACAAGACAUACCUUUACCACUGGAUCUUGAUGCUUCAAUAUCAGAAAUGCAAAAGGUUGCUAUGAGACAUAAAACUGCACCAUCACCAACAGAAACUCCAUCUAUAGAAUCUAAUCCCGCUCCCAUUAUAAAUGAUAUUAAUGAAUACGAGAACGAAACAAUCACUCCCGCUCCCCCAAUUGUUACCGCGGUUGCCAAAUCAUCUAAUAGCGUCCCAAAUUCAAAAAAAAAACUUUCGAACGAUAGUCAUUUAACUCCAAAUUUACUUUCUAGUUUAUCAAUAGGUAUUCACGAUAAUGACAAUCCGUUCUUUAGGGAUGGCAGUAAUAUGAUUAUAAAAACCGGAGAAAAGGAUUCCACAAAACUCGAAGAGAAUCAUGCAAGUUCAUUAAGCAUAACUAAAAGUAACGAUAAAAUAGUAUCAUUAAAAAAAGAUCAAUUAAAGAAUGAGAAAAAUAUUAAUGGUUCGGAUAUCGAUAAUGAAAAUGAGUUUAAUAAACCCAAUGAUAAAUACUAUUCGAAUGAAUAUCACGUUAUGGACAUUGAAAGAAUAGCAAAUGAUAGUCCUGCACCAAGUUUUGAAACCGAAAGGCUUGUAAGAUCAUUUCCUAUCGAUUUGCCUGUGAGAUCACAACCAUCGACUCCAACAAAUUCACCGAGUGAGAAAUCAAGUGUAUUUUAUAAUAUGAAGACAGAUCAUUUAUCAGGAUAUAUUCGCGAUCUGGACUCUAUAAUAAAUAGUAAUACGGAUCAUCAAGGAACGCACCCGUACCAUGAUGAGAUUCAUGUGACAUCGCCGACAACACAUUUAGCAAAAUCGUAUAUAGAUAGAACACCACAAAGACAAUAUAAUAUUCAACCUAGAAGAGCAUUUACAGAAUAUUCUUCUUCUGAUAACGAUAACAAAUGUGGUUCAUCAGUUGCAGAUAUACGAGAGCGUUUAUUAUCAUUGAAUGACAAUGAACGAAAAUCGACAACAUCAUCAACACGAGACUUUCCAAAGCCAAGACAAGGUUACGUAAAUGAAGUAAAAACAAAAUUUGUAGGCAUGGGAGAGAGUAACAAUAACGACACUCCACCAUAUUCUCUUAUAACUUCAAAUAACUAUGGAGAUGAUGAUGACAUGUAUCCUGAUCAAGUUGAGCAUUUCGAAGAUACGAAUCCAGCAUCCCUAAGUAAACCCAUAAUUAAUGAACAAUGUGAUUGUCAUAAUUGUCGAGAAUUAAGAAAAGCUACAAUUGCGAAUGACUUAACAUAUCAUCCACAAGAGUCUUUUUUACAUGAAGAUGAUUAA
Funneliformis caledonium is the source of this 1905-nucleotide messenger RNA. NCBI's taxonomy places the organism in Eukaryota, Fungi, Glomeromycota, Glomeromycetes, Glomerales, Glomeraceae. The record is from the annotation of a GenBank genome assembly.